This is a messenger RNA of Peronospora farinosa, 219 nucleotides long. The record is from the annotation of a GenBank genome assembly. NCBI's taxonomy places the organism in Eukaryota, Oomycota, Peronosporomycetes, Peronosporales, Peronosporaceae.
AUGACGAAAGUGACCGAGUUUAAGGUAGGCAUGACGUGCGACGGCUGCUCUAGCGCCUGUACGCGCAUUCUUAACAAGAUCGAAGGCGUGUCGGACGUUAAAUGCGACGUGGAGAAGCAGCAGAUCUUGGUCGAAGGCGAUGCCGACGUCAAUGUGAUGCUCGAGGCAUUGCUUAAAUGGUCCAAGGCCAGCGGAAAGAGCGUGGAGCUAGUGACAUAA